This is a messenger RNA of Harmonia axyridis, 1984 nucleotides long. RefSeq names its product UDP-glycosyltransferase UGT5-like. NCBI's taxonomy places the organism in Eukaryota, Metazoa, Arthropoda, Insecta, Coleoptera, Coccinellidae. Bases 172 to 1737 code for a protein of 521 amino acids. Gene Ontology annotation, molecular function: UDP-glycosyltransferase activity. The record is from RefSeq and is a predicted model, not a curated record. The transcript has 4 exons.
GACGUUGUAGUAUACACACAAUGAUAUCAGAUAUUUUUUACUCAGAGUUUUCAAUACGAAUGCGCACAUGCUAUCUAAAAAAGAAUUGAAAUAAGAAAUCGGGAAUAUGUCCAUAUUUCAGUAAAAUUGAUCGUCUGUCGUUGUAAAUGUGAGUUAAAAACAAGAUCAAUUAUGAAAUACCUUAGCUUUACAACAAAUUGUGUGUUAAUUUUAUCAUUUGUGUAUGUUGUGAACUGUGCAAAUAUCCUGGGGUAUUUUUUCUUCCCUGGGAAAAGUCAUCAAUUUGUAUUUCAACCUAUUUGGAAAGAAUUGGCAUUGCGAGGACAUAAUGUAACAGUUAUAACCACCGAUCCAUUAAACGAAGAUAUUCCAAAUUUGAGGGAAAUAAACGUAGCUGAUUCAUACAGCGUAUUUCUGAACCAUGAAUUCUCAAAUGUCCGAAGAGAGUCCACACCCCCAUAUAAGAUGAUUUUGUUCUAUCAAGAAGUUUUCGUGGACAUUUUUAAAAUGCAAAUGGAAAAUAAAGAGGUGCAAGACCUUCUUGAAUUGCCCAAAAACGCAUUCGACUUGAUCAUCCUGGAAUCGCACAACAAAAUGGCGUUCGGAUGGAAACAUAAAUUCGAUGCUCCUGUAGUGGCAUUAUCUUCGUUUGGACUUCCUGUUUUCAGUCAUUAUUUACACGGAAAUCCCAUUCAUCCAAUUCUGUAUCCAGAUUUUCUGUCCGAAAUACGCGAAUGUACUACGCUUGUGGAUAAAGUAGAGAGUACCUAUUUUACACUUUCUUGUUGGUUCGUCGUUAAGUUUUUAAUUGGACCAGAAGCGGAUGCCUUGGCUAGAACUUAUUUCGGUAAUGAUAUGCCCUACCUCGAUGACUUGGAAAAAGACUCUAUGGUAUUCAUUAAUGCGAAUCCGAUAUUUUCUGAUAGAAGACCCAAAACGCCUGACGUCAUGGAAUUUUCAGCAAUACUUCCAAUAAGGGACACUCUAACAAAAGAUCUUAAGCAAAUCUUAGAUAAUGCCAAAGAAGGAGUGGUAUAUUUCAGCCUGGGAACGAACGUUAGAUUUGAUCAUGUUCAAGGAGAUGUCAAAAAGAAUAUAAUGGCGGCUCUUGGUGAUUUACCGUACACUGUAAUAUGUAAAUGGGAAUCGGAAAGUAUUGAAGGUCAACCAAAGAAUGUACAUCUCCGCAAAUGGCUUCCACAACAGGCAGUUUUAGCGCAUCCAAAUGUGAAAGUAUUCAUCACUCAAGGUGGUCUACAGUCUUCUGAAGAGGCAAUCAUCAAUGCAGUUCCUCUUGUGGUCAUUCCUUUUCUUGGUGAUCAACCUCUUAAUGCAAAAAUACUGAAGUCGAAUGGUAUGGCAGAGACUAUUUCACCUAAAGAAUUGAAUAGAGAACUUCUGAGGGACACCAUUUUGACAGUUGCCCGAAAAGAAAAUUAUCGACAGAGAGCCAAGGAACUCAGAGACAUAUUUUUGGAUCAACCGCAAUCUGGAGUGGAUAAAGUCGUAUGGUGGUGUGAAUAUGUUAUUCGACACAAAGGAGCAAAACAUUUGAGAAGUCCUGCCGCUGACAUUUCACUCUACCAUUAUUUCAUGAUAGAUGUAAUAGCUGUUUUCAUCCUAUCGUUUUAUUUAACUUUUAAAAUAAUCCAAUUAGUGUUUGCAAUUAUAGUUGGAUUAUUUAGGCGAAAACCCGCUGAAGCAGAAGUCUCAAGAAAAAAGAAGAAGAAAAAUUAAGAUUGUUAAUUUUAUUAUUUGUUUUUAUGUUGAUUCAUCGAGAGAUGAUUGAAUUGUUUCAUUAAUUCAAGAAAGAUGAUGCUCAAUAUUUUCAUGUUGAAAAUUGACAUCAUCGGAAAAAGCAUUCAUAUUGGAAUUCUCAACAUUCUCUUCUUAAAAUGCAUCAGCAGAAAAAUGUGUAUAAAUGUGUGCAGUGAUAGAAUCAACGUAUUUUAUUGAUUUUUACAAUAAAAAGUAUUUCAGGUUA